Messenger RNA from Lepisosteus oculatus (spotted gar), 6297 nucleotides. The record is from RefSeq and is a predicted model, not a curated record. NCBI's taxonomy places the organism in Eukaryota, Metazoa, Chordata, Actinopteri, Semionotiformes, Lepisosteidae.
GCGGAAUUUUAAUAGGCCUGUAAAAGCAGAAAACUGCUUCUGCUGGUUUUUUUUUUUACAGCACAAGAGGGGUUCUUGGUUCAAGGUUGUGUCACAGUCACAACAGUCACUGCGACCGUCCGUGUUUUUACACUUGAAAAUAACGCAGGAGCGGCUCCAAAGAGCAAAGUCUAAAACAAAGUUACACCUAAAAACGCGUCGACAUUAAACUUUUCGGACUUCUCUUUUUCUUGUCGCCAACAUACCCGUAAAUAAAUAGGGUAGAAACACCAAGGCCCACUCCAUUAAAAUAAACCACCCAGUAUUGUCCGUGACCGUGUCCAAAACUAUAAAUUGCCACCCGGUUGUCUUAUCCUGUGAUCUUAAUAGCGUCCUGUCGCUUUAAACGUGUAGAGAGGGUGGUGAAACGCUCUGAGUGGAGAGAGGAGGAGGAACAGUUCGCUGAUAGCGCCAUCACGCAGCUGCAGUGCGAGACAGACCGGGAAGGGUCUUGAGUUGAGGUGCUGUAGUAGUUGAUUCAGCAGAAGACGCACCGAAAAAAUAACGCCUUAAACGUUGUAACGAAAAUCAUGUGCCUCUCAAACGCCUUCUUCGGAUCGUGGUAAACCUUAGAGGUUAUCCGCGAGUCAGUAAAGGAUAAAAAAAAAAAAGAAGCGAGCAGAUGUGUUACCAAGCGCCUGAACAAACUUGGGUCUUUUUUUGCGCUUGCCGGAUCAAAUAAAAACAAACAAUACAAUAUACAGGCUAGUGUACUAAAAGAACCACAGUCGCAACCCGAGAUCAGCGAACUGGGGAUCGUUACAGAAUAAUUAAAACGGUGUGGAUUUUGUGGAGAUAAAAAGAAUCGCAUGACGGUGCACACACAGUACUGCAACUCGCGUUUGCCUUGCCGUGGCACAGUCUCGGAUAAGGGAGUGUCUGAGCGAGCUCGCCUGUUUUACUUGAGGGUUGAUCGAGAGGAUUUUGGGGUGUCAAGACCAAUGGUGGGGAGACUGCAAUGGCUGUGACCUGGAGAUAUCUGGAAAUCCUCGUACCGUAACGUCUCCGCAUAGCCCGCCUCCAGUGAGCAGAAGGGACUCGAGCUUAUUUCGGACUUGCCUAGGGAAUCUCCCAUCCCGAAUCCUCCUCCCCUCGUUUCUCGGGAGCCGCGUCAGAAUGCCGAUCCUCAAGCAGCUGGUUUCCAACUCGUCCCAGUCCAAGCGCCGCUCGCGGGCCGACCUCACGGUGGAGAUGAUCAGCGCCCCCCUGGGGGACUUCCGCCACACCAUGCACGUGGGCCGGGGCGGGGACGCCUUCGGGGACACGUCCUUCCUCAGCACCCGCUCCGGGGAGCCCCCCCGCGAGGGGGACAGCCCGGCGCACUCCCCGAGCCCCAAGCCGGGGCUCUUCUCCCGCACGUUCCGCCACAGCCGGCGGUCCCAGUCCGUCACGCGGGCCGACAAGCGGGAGUCCACUCUGGCGCCGCCCAGGGGCUCCCCCACCUUCGUGAAGAACGCGGUGUCCCUGCCGCACCUCAACGACGAGGACGGGGAGAGAAGGGCUGGCCGCGUCCCCAAGAGCCUCUCCUCCAGCCCCCUGAAGAAAGCGCCGGACUCCGAGAAGCCCGCCAACGGUGCCGCCGCCGCCGCCGCCGCCCCCUCUGGCAUCAACAGGCCCUACGACCCCGAGCUGGACGAGAAAAACUUCGGCGAGCUGACGGACCUCCCCCCGUCGUCGCCCCCUAGAGUCGGGGGGGGGCUGAAACACGCCGAGUCCGUCAUGUCCUUCCACAUCGACCUGGGCCCCUCCAUGCUGGGAGACAUCCUGAGCGUCAUGGAUAAAAGCGCCUGGGAGGAGGACGAUCUGGGGUUCGAGGAGGGGAGAAGCAGCGAAGGCAGGGGCUCGCCACCUCUUCUGGGCCAGGGGGAGGUGGAGUCCCGACCCCCCAGGGCGUCAGACAGCCAGGCUCACCGCGCUGGCCCCCUGACCCCAGAGCCUCAGCCCCGGCGCCAGCACCCGGACACCUCGUCCGUCUCCAGUGCGGGAUCGGCGGCCCUGGAGGGGAGCCCAGGGCAGGGGGACGCGGAGAGCGUCCAGUCCGGCUCGCCGCAGGGGGAGGACGAGAAGGACUUCUCCUUCAUGGACGAGGACGACGACGAAAUUCGAGUAUAAAGAGGAGAGACAAGUACGAUCGCAGUCGAAUCCAUAAUGGCAUCUAGGACCUGGGCUUUUAGAGAAGGCACUAGCUGGGGGGUUUGGCUCUACCAGUCAACAGGAAGCUGCAGUUCAGUCCAUCAUAAGCAAAAGGGAAAAUAAAUGAAUAUUUGAGUCGGAAUCACAGUAUAAAACCUCGUCCUGUAUCGCUGUGACUGUUCCUGCACUCUGCAGAUGCCCUUGCUUCUGAACCAGCAGGAGACUGCGUGGACUAUUAUGCUGAAAUCCUGAAGUGGUCCAGCAAGGACCAGGAAUUAAGAAAACGACCUCUGAAUUCUUGAAACAUUGUCAUGACUGUUUUAACCUGUUCGUUUUUCUGAAAUGACAGCCAAGUUUUUACACGCACUCAGCCAUGUGCCGUUGUGCAGUUGUAUGCUGUAGAAGAGAACACUAUUCCACCACUGCUGCUGCUCGCACACUGCUGUCAGAACCAGAACCCUCACGCUUUCUGGGCCAUGCUCCUCCUGAUGACGUUUCUAAACAUUUACCUGCACGCUGUCCUUUACCCGCUCCAGCGCUUUGUGAACAAACGGCAUCAAGUAAUGUGAGGUUAUCGCUGCAGUUCAGUUUUCGAGCGGCGCUGCAUUUAGAGAUUACAUUAUCCAGUGCAACGGAAGAAAGGCGGUUCCUUAUCGUGAUCGAAUGCAGGUGGCGCCAAAUGCUUUCAAACAGGAAGCGGGAUUUCUUUGCUUAACCACAAGGGGAUAUACUGACAGCUGUUCUUAAAACAGUACAGUCAGUAUUGGGGCCCCUAAACAUUGAGCAGAAUGGCUGAGGCUGUGCUAUUGAAGUGGACAUGGGCGACCGCAGUGUAGGAGUAUCAGCAGCAAUGAUAAGCUUUCCAGUCGUCACAGCAGAGUCGGAUCACAGACGAGGCAAGGCCACUGCAAUCUUCUAGCUCUUUGCCUAAAGAACACCAGCCCCCCCCAAGGAAGCCGAUUGGAAUGAGCCUGAGGGUCAAGCCUACAUGGACUGAACUGUGUUUUCCUGCAGUCUGGAAGAGCUGGGAGAGGAAAGGGGAGGGGAGGGACAGUGCAUUCAUCCCCUGGCUGUGGUUUCUGGGAGGCAGCCGCAGUUGAAGAAUGUUGUCAGUGGGAAGUCAGGGCCAGAAAGCCUUCUCAGCUCUCUAAAAUGCAGGUUUAUUAAGUGAUUCAUGGUAGCUAUUUUAUUAUAAUAAAAUCUCUCUUGAGAUUAAUACAGUAAUGGGGUGGUUUUCUUUAUAAUAUUGUUUUUAUUUUCAUUGUUGUACCCUUUUUAUAAACAUAGGACCUAUAAAAGUAUUAAUCUAGGGCGAACUUUGGUUUAUUUCUUUUAUCGUCUACCCGCUUCCUCCAGACACCUGACGGGAAGGGUAGAGCUCCGCUGCUGGCGUGCAAUUUCCUGUGUGCAAAGGAAGAGAGGUCCAGUGUGCAGUGCAUUAUGGGAAUGGCAGUCCAUGGAAGAGAGCAUUUCAGUAUCGGGCAUGAGACACUGGCUACGAACGGAGAUAAAAAGACACCCCAAACCUGGGAUUGCUAAAAAAAAAAUGGAUUGUUCUGGAAGUCUUUUGAGAGUUACCCCCACCCUGCUUUAAAAUUCACAGUGCAUUCUGGGAGUGGAGGCUAUUUUUUUAGGUUGUAUUUUUUUCCCUCAAAGGUACUCAAGCAAUUGCCUCUCGCCUCAUUUUCCAUAUAGCUGGCUUUUGGGUUGGAGAGGCCAGUGGGGACAAAGAUUUUUAGGCAGUAGUUUGGUCUAUAAGUAAAAAAGCAAUAGUUAAAUGAUGCAGGCCCUUCACAAUGGACUCACGCCUGGCCUCCCUCUGCGAACUGUGAUGGAACGUACUGUUUCUUUACCUAAACAUCUUCAGUUUGGGAAAUGUAAAACACUAACUUUUCUACAGAUGUAAAGACUUUAGAAAUGUUCAUUUAAUGUGUAUUUUGUAUUUCAGCUGCAAAAGUAAGGAAAUGCAGAAAAAAAAAUCAAACAUUGUAUUUAUCUGAAGUGGCCUUUUCCUGGAAUUGUCAUGCAAAAUAGUGCGGUUUUAUCACCUCUGUUUCAGAACAAAGUUGUCCUACAAUUCUUUACACACGUUCUUUGCAAAUCAGGGUAUUGAGCAUCUUUGCUGGAGGUUUACAGAAGGAAUCUGGUCAGAUUAACUCUGGAGGAGGAACAGUCAUGUGCUGUGCAGCUUUCUGGGUCAUUGUCCUGAGAAAGAAACUUGUCAGCUUUGUUUAAAAUCUGUUUCAUUGCAGAGAAAUUGUUCAGAGAUGUGGUCAGAACACUUUGCAGUAUCCUCCACAAACUGUUGAAUGAAACGGACUUCUUUUUCAUUGUGCUGAAAUCAUCUGUGAGCCUUAUGGCAGGCAGCAGUGCCCUGUGUGAGCCCAUGUCUGCCCAGCUGUGUAGGCUCCACAGAUAGACUGGCCUUGAAUUCCCACAGCUGUACACUCGGAACACGUGCCCCACCUUCUCUGUUGGAAAGAGGCGUUUGUGAGCUCUUCAGGCCAAGAGUUUGCAUUCAGACAUUGUGUUUUAGGAUGGAUCAGUGACUGAUUAUCCUUCCCCUUCUUGUAGAUUCCUCUAACCUCAUCUUCACACAGUCUCAAAAAUGUUCAUACUCCCGAGAGCUGUAUGUGUACCCAUACUUAAAACAACAGAGUGGCUCUGCUGUAAAAACAUUCCAAGCAGAAAGCAGGUUUUUUUAUACAUGAUUGCUACACGCUACAGUUGUGAGAAUACGGGCUUGGGUCUAGUGCAGGCAGUGUUUGACUUGAGAGUCCCCUAGGACUUGCACAGCCCACGUUUGACAUUCAGGAUUCUGAAGUGGCCAUAGGGCUGCCUUGCUGCUCUGAUGGGUGCCUGAAGGUGCAAACUAGACUUCUCUGUGGCUGGAAGAAUCUCCAUCAGAACAGUGCUGUGCAGGUUACAUGAUUUCAAGGCCAGGAUUUACAUAGAGGGGCUGCUUGCUCAUGGAAGAAACAGGUCAUGUCAUGUGCUUUUAGACCUCAUGGGAUAAUUAUUGGAAAGACAAGACAGCUGGACCCACGUUUCACUAAGAUCAAGUCCACGUCUGGCUAUUUUAGUAAAACCAGAUACUGAUUAAGUAGCAUGACAUUGUGUGUAAGUGUCUGAUGUUGUCUGGAAGGUGGAGAAGGAAAGGUGUCAACAUUUUGUUUUGAAGAGUUCAUUUAAACCUUUUCAGAAAGGACUUUUGUUUUCUAUGACUGCUAAGCCCAAUAACAAAAUUGCCAUAUUUGUGCUACCGCAGUAAGCUACUUUUAAUAUUGCGGAAUGCCAUAAUAAAUGUUUGACCUAUUGUUGGAUGAGAUUGUUUUAUAGCAUAAGGUGCCAAAGAAGACCUGUUUUCCAUGGGUUUUUUUGUUUUAUAAUUCGUGUAGAGACAAACUACCUAAUCUUCAUUUAAUGAUAUAAAUCUGUUUAACAAUGCUUUGAUUCUAAGACCUAGUUCUGGAGUGAAUUCCAAAGCCAAAUUGAUAGUCUUGGAAAUUGGCCACAGACUGGGCUGUAAUCUCUGUACAUUGAACUGAGCGAAUGGAGCUACACCUCUUUCUGUUUUCAGGCCGUCAUGCUGUACAGAAGGUAGUGGCUGGAUAUUAAGAAAGCAGAGACCAGAUAGAACUGUAGACCUCCCAGACAAGUGCUCGUUUUUGUUUCGCUAAAGAAAAUGAAUGAUCAAGAUGUAGAGCUUGCCUCGGUCUAGGGGACAGUUUUUAAAAGUGCCAACAGUGAUGCAGAAGAGAUGACUUAGCUGUGGCCCUUGCCUUGCCCUUGAGUGGCACAGCACUGCAACAGAGGAAGCUUCAGAGCUCGUCCCGCUGUGUGUGACUGUGCGGAAUAGGAAUUCCUCUGUUGUAACAGCCCGUUACAGGUGCCCAUUGGAAUACCCACUCUGCAUCGACAUUGAAGAGAAAUUAAAUAUAUUUGUGAAGAACAUGCAUUUUUCUGCAAGUGUUCCAUUUAAAAUUAUUUUUCAGUAGCUGAAAUUGUUUUCAUUUCCCAGUCCUUUGCUCCUCUCUCACUAUACAUAUGUAUUUACUUCCUGUUUCUCCUUCCAAAUAACAAGUAUAUUUUUCAAUAAAAGAAAACCUGGUAAUCUUUCCUUGA